AUGAUUAUUAUAACGUUACUUCAUAUAUUAUUCUUUAUUAGAGGUAUCCAAGGAUUGCAUUUUUAUAUUUUUCCAGGUGAUACUAAAUGUUUCUAUGAAAAUUUGAAUAAGCAUGAACAAGUCACUGGUGAUUUCAUCCCAAUUUCAAUAACGGAUGUUCAGGAACCUAUUAGUAGGGAAAUAUUAAAAAAGUUAGAAUUUAAUUUGAAUUUGACUAUCCAUGAGCCAUUUUCAAAUAAUGAGUUGGUUUAUAAUAAUUUUGAAGUAGCAGUUACAAACUUUACUUUUACUGCAUUAUCAAAUGGUGAACACAAGAUUUGUGUGACCCCAACGAUUACAGAUUAUAAUAAAUUAAUUACAUUAGAGGUGGAUUUAAGCAGAACAAAAAAUAAUCUUUUAAAUUCACAGAGAUUUGAUACUGUAGAUGGUAUUCAUUACAGAAUAAAUAAUCUUGUGAAAAGAUUAUUAGAGAUUAAAAAAGAACAAAAAUUGGACAUGUUAGAGGAAACAACUAGAAUUUCAAAUAGUGAAUCAACAAGAAGAAAGAUUGUCUUAUUUUCUACGAUCCAGUUAUUAGUAAUAAUAAUAUUUUUCUCUAUUCAAUUGAAAAGACUAAAACUAAUGACAAUUAAAAAAAAAAUUCAAUGA
Messenger RNA from Vanderwaltozyma polyspora DSM 70294, 648 nucleotides. RefSeq names its product emp24/gp25L/p24 family protein. The coding region runs from base 1 to 648 and encodes 215 amino acids. Gene Ontology annotation, biological process: endoplasmic reticulum to Golgi vesicle-mediated transport; intracellular protein transport; Golgi organization. The record is from RefSeq and is a predicted model, not a curated record. Gene Ontology annotation, cellular component: COPII-coated ER to Golgi transport vesicle; Golgi apparatus; endoplasmic reticulum-Golgi intermediate compartment. The transcript has a single exon. NCBI's taxonomy places the organism in Eukaryota, Fungi, Ascomycota, Saccharomycetes, Saccharomycetales, Saccharomycetaceae.